This is a messenger RNA of Ahaetulla prasina, 2093 nucleotides long. RefSeq names its product post-GPI attachment to proteins 2 (gene PGAP2). NCBI's taxonomy places the organism in Eukaryota, Metazoa, Chordata, Lepidosauria, Squamata, Colubridae. Bases 220 to 990 code for a protein of 256 amino acids. The record is from RefSeq and is a predicted model, not a curated record. Gene Ontology annotation, biological process: GPI anchor biosynthetic process. Gene Ontology annotation, cellular component: Golgi membrane; endoplasmic reticulum membrane. The transcript has 5 exons.
ACGCUUCGAUUGGCUGGGGAACCGAGCCCCCUGUUGCCGGGGUGGGGUACGGCGGCUUCGCGGAGAGUCCCGUUUAGUGGGCGGAGCCUAAGCGGGCGCGGCGCGUUUCCAUAGCAGCCGCGAGGCGGCGCCCGGGAACUACGCUUCCCGGCAUCCCCGGGCGGCGGCGCGGCUGCGGAGGCUGCCGGGAGUCGUAGUGCGGCGCAGGUGAGGCUCGGGAUGUUGCAGGUGGCGCUGCCGCUGGAGCGCGAGCGGGACGGGGCGCUGCUGCGGGUGCGCUUCACCACGCUGGCGGCGGGGACGGUCUGCUGCCCGCUGGGCGGCUUCCUCUUCUGCCUGGGCUGGGCGCUGCUCUUCCACUUCCCGGAGGCCACGGCCACGCACUGCGGCGUGCCCAACUACCUGCCGUCGCUGAGCGCCGCCAUCGGGGCCUCCACGCCCGAGCGCUACGUGUGGCGCCUCUGCAUCGCCCUCCACUCGGCGCCGCGGCUGCUGGUGGCCUCGGCCUACUGGCGCCACUACCGGGGCUGCCCCUGCCCGCACCCGCGCUACCCCCGCCUCUGCCACGCCGUCCUGGCCCUGUCCGCGUCCGAGAACCUGGGGCUGCUCCUGCUCACCUACGUCUCCUCCGCCGAGAACCACGUCUUCCACCAACAUGCCUUCGGCCUCUUCAUCGUCUCGGCCCUCGGACACAUGUUCCUGACCUGCCUACUCUGGCGGCUAACCAAGAAGCAUGCCAUCAGUCCCGAGGAGCGCAAGUCCUACAAGUGGAAAUGGUGGCUUUUCCUCUUCAACCUGCUCACCUUCCUGGUGGCCGUCUGCUUCUACUUGCGUCACAACUGGUAUUGUGAGGCUGGAGUGUACACGGUUUUCGCCUUCCUGGAGUACCUGGUGGUCCUGUCCAACAUGGCCUUCCACAUGACCGCCUGGUGGGACUUUGGCAACAAGGAGCUGGUGGUCAGCUCCCAGCCCGAGGACAAGCGCUUCUAGCCGGGAACCGGCCGGCCAGCUGGUGGAGGAACCUCUUCAUGGGGGGGGGAACCACGCUGCUGCUUUGGAAAGGGGGGGACUUUGGGGUGGCUCUGCCAUCCUUGAGCGCUGAAGCAGAGAAGGAGCCCCCCAGGGAAGGACUCUUCCACCCCCAAUCCCACCCUCCCCACCUGCAGCCCCUGGCUUCAGGGGUGGAGGCCCCUCUCCAAAGGACGUUGGAGGCCGCCAUGGGUGCUGCUGCCCUCUAGGGAGGGGGGACCUUUAAGCUCCAGGUUGGUGGGGGCGGGGUCACCUCCCUUUCCAUGGGAAUUGCUCCCUGCUGGGGGAGUGGUGGCUGGCCUCCUUCGGCCACAGGGAGGGGUCCCCCGUUGGGAGUUUUGCUGUCCUUAAGGAAGGGGACGGCCCCGGUUGGGUCCUGGAGGUGAAACAAAUGGGCAGGAGGGGCUUGAGACCCCCCCUCGCUCCCCUCGGUUUUUAGCUUUGGUCCUGAGAUCCCCAUCCCCCCUCUCCCCCCAGGCAGGGGGAAGGGAGGGCUGCUGUGCUUUGACAGUGUUAACCUCCCUGCUUUGGCUCUUUUUCCUUCCUGAGAGGUGGAAGUCUGGGGAGAGGUUCAAAGUGUGUGUUGUGCCCCCGCACCAAAGAUCAAGAAUCAGGGAGGGUGUGCGUGCUGCUGUGCGGUGACCAAAACGGACUUGAACCAUGGCUGAAGGAGAGGCUCUGCUGAACGAUUUGGGCCGAAAGGAGGCUGGACAAGGUCCAGUUCUUUCUGUGGAUGUGGGGGGCAAAUAGCCCAGGAGAGAAAAAGAGGGAUUCGCUCCGGGGGGGGGGGGUCAUGCCUUUCUCGGCUCCAAGCCCCCCCCCUCCUUCCAGUUCCUGCUUGGGACAGUCAGGAGAAGCAAGGCUGAGCCAAGCAGCUGCCCCACGAAGAAGGCAGGGAGGCUAGCCCUGAGUCCAAAUGCUCCCUCUGAAGGUCAGGGCCUUCGGACACUCGGACCUCUUCCUCCCAUCUCUGGGCAGAAAAAUUUGCAUUAGCAGAUAAUGUAUUUUCAUCUACUUUUUACUUUCCCCACAAAAUAAAGCACUGAGUAUUUUUUUAAAAGGCG